UCUGCAUGUCCUCCUGACGCUUUUUGACACCUACUUUUUCGUCAAAGAAUUCUCUAUGGAGUUUCUAAUUAAGUACGUUUCAACGUACUUGGCUGUGGUCGCAGUGACUAUAAACUUUGCGACUAUACUGUGGAAAAGAUACGCUGUGAGAAAGUACGCCGAGGUUUUUCAGUGUUAUAAAGUCGGUUUCCAUAACAUUACACUAAAGGCAAAAGGUAGCAUUUUUAGAGAGUCAAGAGAUCGCAUUUUGAGAGAAUCAAAAAAUGCAAACAACUUCGGUAAAGCUCAUCUGGUACUUGUUUUGAUAACAGGAAUUCUUAUUAUUCCUAUUGGUGAAGAAAGAGACACGCACUUGUCAGUGGUACUGUUCGAAAAAUACUAUCCCUUAUACGUCAUAGAAGGAAUUUAUUUUCUUUCUUUUCCUAUAAUUGCCUAUGUGUCAGUACGCUUGGCAUAUAAGUAACAUUCUGUACUUUGUUUUGCAUGCAAAAUUUCAAGUGUAUAUGUUACUGGAUUAUACUAAAGGCAUAGUCGACGACUAUGAAGAUACAGACGACAGUAAUUUACUCGAAUCAGAGGAAUACCAAUCCGUCGUUAAAGAAAGACUAAACGAGAUGAUCUUGAAGAUCAACACGCUCAUAAAAAUGGUAAACAUGGGCAGCGACUUGGCAAAAUAUUUCAUACCAACAAUGGCCACAUCGGGAGUUUUAAUGGGACUAAGUGUUAUGAGUUUUAGUUAUCUAAGCAAGUUUUUCGGUUACUGGUCUUAUUUCCAAAAUUUUAUAUGGGGCCUUACUUCAGUCAGUACUCUAAUUAUUUACGUUCAUUGCGGCCAGCAAUUAGAAAACGAAACUGAAGCAAUUUGCGAUGCCAUCUAUAAUAUUCGUUGGCUAUCAUUUAAUCUGAGUAACAGGAAAACAAUUUUAAUAUCGCUGAUUAAUGCACAAAAUCCUUUGAAGUUAAGAUUUACUGGUGGUAUUGCUUGUAAUUACGAACUAGGCAUGAAGAUAUAUAAGAAUCUCUACUCUUUUGCGGCCGUUAUGGCACGAUUAAGCGAAGUUCGUCAGACCAAAUAGGUAUAUUUCCAUGCGCAUUCACAUACUUAUCGCAAAACAUAUUUAUAAAAAAAGUGUUUAAAACGCA
Messenger RNA from Zophobas morio, 1143 nucleotides. RefSeq lists its product as uncharacterized. Gene Ontology annotation, cellular component: plasma membrane. Gene Ontology annotation, molecular function: odorant binding; olfactory receptor activity. The coding region runs from base 435 to 1076 and encodes 213 amino acids. Gene Ontology annotation, biological process: detection of chemical stimulus involved in sensory perception of smell; sensory perception of smell. The record is from RefSeq and is a predicted model, not a curated record. The transcript has 6 exons. Lineage: Eukaryota; Metazoa; Arthropoda; Insecta; Coleoptera; Tenebrionidae.